Molecule: messenger RNA, 8351 nt
Organism: Serinus canaria (Common canary)
Lineage: Eukaryota; Metazoa; Chordata; Aves; Passeriformes; Fringillidae
Gene: KCNRG
Product: potassium channel regulator
Exons: 2
Coding region: 854-1684 (276 amino acids)
Biological process (GO): protein homooligomerization; negative regulation of delayed rectifier potassium channel activity
Cellular component (GO): endoplasmic reticulum
Molecular function (GO): protein binding
Source: RefSeq, a predicted model, not a curated record
CCACAAUUUCCUAAAAGCUGGCCUUAACAUAAAGAACUUAGUGCAGUGAAAGGCAUGCAGGGGUAUGCCACGGGAAGGCAGCCUGAGCUCUAGCCCUGCAGAGGUGGCAGAUAAAACAGCUGCUCUCCUGUCCCUCUCUGCCUCUCCAGACUGCAAUUCCAGAAGCCAGGAAAAAUGACUGGAUGAUUCCUAGAACAGGUUGUGUGAUGCAGCAGGUGUGUGGAUGUUGAUGGUGUUUGAAGAGCCUUGUAUAGGUUCUUCUGCUGUUGCUAUAUUUUUGUGUAUCUUUUUUCAGGAGCUAAUUGAAUUUUCUGGUUGUAUUGACUUGGCCUUAGAUACAGUGAUUUAAAGGGAGCCUUAAGCUUGAGCUCUCUGAAGUGCCAUUCUUCUGGAGCAUACGGUACUGAAAUCUCUUGCCUGAAGCACAUUUAACCUCUUUGCAGUGGUCGUGUGAACAGCAGUGUAUGGAAUGAGAACGUUGAAUUGACAUUUCUAGAAAACAAACAUAAUGUGUGCCAUCCUUCAGGAAUAUUCGUUGGCCUCUCUCAAGGUUUCAUAAAUUGUGACAGUCAAUUCACUGUAUUCUGGUAGUCCUUGCAAGCUGUUCAUUUCAAAAAUAAAACAUUAAAUUCCAAGAAUUCAAAGUCUCCAAGCAACCAAACCCAGCAAACAAAACUAUUGUACAUGAUAUUUACAUCUUCGUUGCCUGGGAAUCCUGUUGCUGCUCCACACCUCACUCCAAACACUUGCUAAAAGCAUGCAAUGGUUUUUGCAGCUGCCUUGCAGUUUAGGAAGGAUCAAGCCACAGAGGUGUAGAUCAGAGAGCUGCAAUUCCUGAGUGGCUGAGGCAGCCAUGAGUAGUCGAGAGGUGGUCGUUCUGAGUGUGGGAGGUGUGAGGUUUGUAACCCGGGCUUCCACCUUGCAGCAGUUCCCUGAGUCCAGGCUGGCACGGAUGGUGAAUGACGAUGACCGGGAAUUUAAACUGGUGAAUGGAGAGUUUUUUGUGGACAGAGAUGGAGCUUUGUUUAGUUACAUCAUGGACUUCUUGAGGACUCUCCAGGUGUCCUUACCACCUGAUUUCUCAGACUAUCAGAGGCUGCAGAGAGAAGCAGAAUUCUAUGGUCUCUACCCCCUGGCCAACCUCCUGAGCCAAGAACAUUUGCUGAAGCCGAGGCUGGAGAUCUUGGAAGUGCGUUUUUCUCUCCAAGAAAUGCAGGCCUUUUUUCGGAUCUUUGGUUCCUGCAGUACCACCAUUGAGGCACUAGCUGAGCAGAUCACUGUGUUUACAGGGCAGCAGUCAGGACAGGGCUGGAACAGCCCUUUUCCUUCCCAGAAAUCGCUUGUUCCACUUCCUUUGGAAAGACCCUCUCAUCACGAUAUAGUUUUUCUCUGUGGUACUGAGUAUUCUGCUGGUGACCAGUUCGUGGCCAGGUAUGUUUCCAUAAAGCCUGAUAAGAGAAAGCUGAUUAAUGGUACUAAUGUGCUAGGCCUGCUGCUUGACUCUUUACUCAAAGAUGGAUUUCACCUCAUAAGCACCAGGACAGUCGCCAGUGAAGAGAAGGUUGAAUGCUACACUUUUGAAAGGAUGAAGAGGGCAGCAGGCCUUGCCAUCAUGGUAAACCAAACCCCAGGGAGCUCUGGGGUAGCACAGGCAAGGAGAAGCCAAGUACAGAAAGGGAAAUAAGGGCUUUUCCUUCCAUCUUUUGAAUGUAGAAGAGGAAUGUGUCAGCACUACUGGCCUUUUUUGUUGUUGUUGUUUUGGCUUGUUUGAAACUGCAGCUAUUGAGGGAAGUAACAAAUACAUUUUCUUUCAAGUACUUAGGGAAAAAAUUACUUUUUUGCCUUUUACUGCUCUACCCUCUUUAAGUAAAAGAAGCCCAGAUUCAAUACUGGGUUUGUGGACCAGAUUUCAGCAAUUCCAAGAGUUGUUUUUGUUUUUUCUCUGUGGCUAAAAUUUACACGAGGACUCACAAAGCAUCAGCCAUCCCUUCCAGAAAAUUGUUUUUAUGUUCUGUGCUAAUCUGCAAGUAGGUUUUAAAAACAUGGUAAUACGUGAAGAUGCUGCAACUGUUAUGCCAACAGUUAGGAGAAGUGGCAGGGGGAGGAAUGCAAACCCCAGUGAUUGAUUAGUGCUUCCACUCACUGACUCUCUUGCAGUUGGCUGAGAACAGUGUAAGGGGAACAUCCCAAGCUGUGCUGCUCUGUGGCUUUGUGAAAGCCAUCGCUGAGGUCUGUGACAUAAUGUAUGACUGUCUCUUGUCCUCUCCUCACACUCUGGUGGCAUUGAGAUGCUCUUUGGUUCUGAGAAUUAAAUUAUAAAGAUCUUUGUGAACAGAAGGUUAGUUAAUUUUUAGUGCUUUCACCACAAAAAGGAUGAAAAUGUGAUGAACAGCCCUUCAGAUGAAAGAGUUUGUACAGUCUCAAACAAAAUAGUGCAAAGGAUUUUUUAGUACUUGUUAAGUACAACACAAUUGGAAGGCUUAGCAGAAGUGGCUUCAAGAGCCUUGGGAAUGUUAGUCCUGUACAAAGCUUUGUAAAGAUGCCAAAAUUAGCUCAGGUACUGAGAGAGGUAAGUUAAUGAAGCUUUAUAAAUUAAGAAUCUUUUGUCCUUCCAUCAAGGCAGGAAAAGAAGAUAGCUUCAGGGAUUCAUUAGCUGCAUCUCAGUUUCGUUGCCGGUAAAACACAGAAUUCACAGAAUGACAGGUUGGAAGAGACCUUAAAGAUCAUCGAGUCCAACCCAUGCCCCAACACCUCAACUAUACCAUGGCACUGAGUGCCACAUCCAGUGUUUUUAAACACAUCCAGGGAUGGUGACUCCACCUCCUCCCCAGGCAGACCAUUACAGAACGCUAUGAGUCUUCAUGAAAAGCUUUUUCCAAAUAUCCAACCUUUAUUUCCUUUGACACAGCUUGAGACAGCACCAUCUUCCCAAGGCUUAGAACAGCCCAGGAGAACUACUUUGGGCUUUCUUGGCUGACCAGUUAGAUCUGGCUUUUCAUUAGUUUUAAAAUGUGAACACAUUACUUUAUUUGCAGCACUUGAUAAUGGGGGCAUGACUCAGCCAUCUGUUUCUUCCCUUUAGGAAUUUCAGUGAAAUGGAUCUUUCCAAACUGGAAAGAAGUGCCACUAUCGAACACCUCUUAUCUUUGGCUACUGCUCUGGGGCUUGACCUGAGUUCAGAAGCUGAGUGAGGCCCUCUUUGCUUGUUCUAGAGCUGUUUGAGUUGACAAUAAUAUGACUAUGGGACUACAUCUCCCGAGCUGCUUACAGGUUAUGUAAUGAAUGUAAGAGUGAAUGAUUCCACUUCAAACAGGAUUUUUUUGGUCAGUAAUGUCAAUGUGUUCAUAUUUGUCUUGAAGUAAGAUGUUUCUUACAGUGAGAACCAUCAUUCACUGAACAACCUCCCCACAGAUGUGGUGGAGUCUUCUUUGUUAGAAAUUUUGAAGAGGAUGCUAAAUAAUUUCAUGGAGGCACUGUGUCACGUGAAAGGCUGGACCAGAUGAUCUUUUGAGUUCCCUUCUAGCCUGGCCUGUUCCAUGAUUCUGUGCAGACCUUCUAUGAAGGUCUGUGCCAGAAAGCCUAUCAUGGUGGGCUUUGAGAUCAGACCACUGCUGAGUGACAGAGCAGACAAGCUGUGUGGGAUGACUGUCCCCACAAGUUGCUGUGCUGCAGACAAUGCUCCUUGUUUGGAAACAACAAUGUUGAUUAUUGGGUGAGUUACUGGCUGUGGAUAUUGUAGGUGGAGAGACUCGCCAAAGUGAAGCACAAGACAAAAAAAAAAAGAGCAAAUUAUUACAGGGAAAGUUAAAAAAAUAGACUUGAGGCUGUAUUUAGACAUUAUGCCCUGAAUGAUCAACCAAUAGCAGAGAUGUAAGCUGAGACAAGUUUCAGAACCCUUCAUAGUAUCAGUUACACUAUUUCACCUACCACAAAAGUAGGGACUUUGUUUUCCUUGCUGCAGCAGGCACUUUGAAAAUUGAAGUUUGGGUUCAAUUUUUUUUUUUUUUAAACAAAGUGAAAGAAAAGACAAAAUACUUCAAUUUUUAAAGAGCCCCAAAGUUUUUACCUAUGCCGUUAUCCAUGUUCCAUGUCUUUGGCAAAAUGAGUGUUUGAUACAACCAUUUUAGUAACACUUUAUGAUGGGCUGAACACAUGGGUUAAUUUUUAUUUAGCACAGCAUCAUUCUAUAAAUGCAAUAUUUGGCUCUGGAAAAUAUACAGUGCAAGUUGCUGUCAUGUAAAGAACCAUAUGUGCUUUACCUCGCCCUUGGGUAACACUGUGCUGUGGCUCUGUGCUUCUUUUGGAAGCAAAGCACAUGGCCAUCAACAAGCUUGUGUUCCCAGAGUUCUUCCAGCAUUUAUUCUUACUUAGCUCUGACCUGUCACCUUCUGUCAUUUUGUGUUCCUGCAGAGAACAUGAUUAGGCUCUUACACAAUGCUUUCACUUUGUUGGGGUUUUUUUGUUUUUUUAACUGAUAAUCCUUAAAUAAGUUUGACAGCAUGUGUGUGAACAACCUGAUUGAAAUCUGUUGAAAGCUUCUGACUGAUACCAGUAGGAUACCCAUGACUUCAAUGAAAGUUUGAUGGAAUAAAUUAAUUGAAUUGAAGCUGGUUCUUCAAGGAAAGCACCUUACUGGGUUUCCUUAUCCAGAAAAAGGAAGCAGUGAUGAUAGAGCUACAGGUGCUGUGUAGCUUCAAACUACAACUAAAUAGCAGUAAUCAUGGAAGAACAGGUGAAAUUAUGUUUAUUUGCAGACAAAUUAAUAUAAAAAUAACACUGAUUUACUAGGAGGAUCUUCAGCUGGCCUCCACCUUGCGAAGUUAUUUAUGCUACUGUAAAGUGUUGCUGAGUCAGAAUGGCAAAUUUUCUGUGCCCUCUUUGAAGUGGUAUGCAGUGUAACCUGCAGGCACCAAGGUAGGAAUUUAGAAAUAGUGGCUAAUGUUUUUACUGCUCCUUCCCUUCUGAAGCCCCAAACAAGCAGGGAUGCAGCAGAGUGCAGACUGUGUGGUAUGUGCUCAGCAGAGUUAUUCACACAGAAGGGAACAGCUGUACAAGUGAAUUUGGCUAGUAGGAACUAUGAGUCUGAGUGAUUUUAAAAGCUGCUUCCUCAAAACGAGAUUAUGUGCUAAACUGAGUACUUCCACCCAAACCUUGGCAGGCAAUUCAACUCUGGUAUCUCUCAACAUAAUCUUUGCUAGACUAGCAGUGUGUUGUAGGUGACUUGGUUGUGCUUUUACAUGUGACCACAAGUAAACCACAAGUUCUGAUUGCUCACAUCUAGCUUUCCUUUUGAUUAAAUGGGAAUGGGAUUUUGAGGCAUUGAGACUUUUCCAAUAAAAGUAAUUUGUUAUCCCUGACAUAAUCCGCUUCUUCAAGUAAUUGCCAACUUUCUCAAGACAAUUCCUUUUUUUCCUGUGAAGAUGCAAAAUUUGCUGAUUUCAGUAAACUUCACUGCUGUAUUUGCCUUUUUAUUCUUCCCUGGAUUCAGCAGAAAUGUGCAAACUGUUCCACUGCCUGUGAUGCUAAAAAAGAGCUCUCAGAGUGCUGGGGCAGCCCCCUUGCUCACUCACAAUGAGCUCUCUGUGGCUUUGUAACAGGCAAACAGAGCCAUAGGGGAAAAAGAAACUGAAUGCUGAGGCAGCACCAUUAGCCUGUACCACUCACAGGGACUGCAUGGCGUGGCAGAAGGAGACCAUCCAAAAUGAGGUGAUAGCUUGCGGGAUUUGAAAAGGCAGAUGAUUCAGAAAAACAACACCUCAUUUGCUUUACACUUUCUCAUCUUACUUUUUCCUCCUUUAUAUUUUGGUGUCAUCCUGUGUUUCUAUAUUCAAGACUGUCAAGGGCUUUGCCAGUACAAUUUUGUGAUGCUGGUUGGAUUUCCCAACAGGAUAAAGGUACCACGCACUUUUUCCAUCCCCCUCUUCUUGUACCGUCUGUGUUGACUUCCUUUUCUAGUGAUGGGUGACAUUUUUUGUGCUUUUAAGUAACUUUUUUUCUCCUUCUUCACACACUGGGAAAUCUCUCUUGUAUUGUACUUAUCCCUUUCAGGGGCAUGUCAUUUAUUUACCACUUGGAUUGUUCAGGAUUCUGCUGAUACAAGGAAGGACAGAGUCUGUUGUGAAAUACCUUCUUGUUCUUUGGGUAUUGAUUUCAAUAAGUUCAUGAGGGUUUUUUUUUUCUUUGGGAAGUGCAGUCACUGCAUUCUUAUAGGUUCUGCAGUCAGCACUCAUGUGAUUGUAUAAAUGAUUAAGAAUAGAUGUUUAAAUAAAGCUCAAUAAAUUGAUAAAAUAGACUAAGAUACUAUUUAGAUAGAUACUAUUUAGAUAGUAUCUUAGAUACUAAGACUAAUCUCUCUGUGCUGGCAUAGUGCUGGGAAAUUUUCCCCUUUACUAAAAAAUUCCAAACCCUUUUUCACUUACCUUCAUAACUGAAUUUCAUGGAAGUAGUAGAGGAUCCUCCCUACAAUGCUGUUUAUGAGGAAUUAAUAGCCAUAGGGCAAAACAAUGAUGCUGGAGUAAUGGCAACAUGCCCAAUGAUAGUAACUUCUGUUAACUUUGGAUAUACUUUUCUGCCUAGUGAACUCUUCCCGGUUUCUACCUAUUUUGGUUGGUUUCCAGCUUUCCAAUGCUCAAAAGUAACUCCCAUAAUCUGACCCGAGCAAGGCUGAUGUGCUUUUGUCAGUCUCUUGAGUGGGUAAGUCUCAGGUACAUCCAACAUAACCUAGGUGAUAUUUGGUUUUGAUCCACAGCUGAAUUCAGUACCAGAAAGCCACUAGAGUAGAUCAAAAGUCCUGUUUGAGUUCACAACAAAGAGUUCAUAACUUCGAAUAAUUAUUUUUUCAUUUUAAAUUUGUUCCUGGAUUGCUGGAAAGUGUUACUAAAUAUUCAUUGAGAAACAAGCUGGCAAUUAUCCAAGAAGAGGAGGGAGGCUCAUUGCCUCUUACUCCUUCUCUCUGAUUUGUGCUGAACCAUUGCCAGGCUUUAACUUUACAAGGUUUAUUUUUAUCGAUUUUCAACAAUAAACAGUGGGAGUAUCUUCAAUAAAAGAUUUACAGUGCAUCGUGAAGAAAUUCAACUCCCUACCACAUAUUAUAUUGAUCUAUUCCCAAAUGCUACUGAAACAGCCUAUAAAACCCCAAAUGAAGUCCAGUGAUGGAGAACUUCCUCUCUCUAGUGACAGAUGCAUAUGACUGUUAUGUCUUCAGAAGACAAUAAAAGGGAAGGGAGUGACUCUGCUUCUUUGACCAUAUCUUCAACAGCCCAGUUAAAUCUGUCAACUCAGUGUAAUCCACAUAAAUAAUGAAUUUGGGAACCAAGGGAACUGCUAGUGUGUCUGAAGAUUCCCAUUCUUUGAAGCUGCCUCUCCUGCUCCAGUCAGACCAUAAUUAGUCACAGAAGGCCUUGUUGUAACUAGUUAAUGGAUGGACCAACAAUGAUAUGAAUAGUCUGGUUCUGGCUGAAGAUAUGCCUGGAGUCUUGAAUAUUCUCAAAUGGGUGGGUGAGAUGUAAAUCACUAGUCAUCGUAUAAAAUACAAAUAAAUUUGACUUCUAUAAAAAAAUAGUCAGUUUUUUAGACCAUCAUGUAGUUUCUGCUGAAAUAACUUCCUGAAGUGUGAUAUGAUGCGUAAAUUUUUCCAAGAAUCCUUUCUCCAUUUCUACUCUGUUUUCAAUCUAAUGGAAUGGUUCAAUAAUUGGUGUCUUCUUUCUGGUCAGAAGGAUGAUGAAUGUAGCCCUAAAGGUUGGAAACUGUAAUGUGUACAAGUCUGCUGUAGAAAAUUAAUUUAGGGCUUUGCUUUCUAAGCAAGUUACUGUUACAGCAGUCAGCUGAGUGCUUGCUGAAACUGUGAAGAAUUAAACAUUGCAACAUCCAUCCUGAUUCUCCAUUGGAAAAAAAAAAAGCAAUAGAUUGGAAACAUUAAGUCUGGGGUUUUACUGGUGCUUUGGAGUCAGGAACUGAGUUUUCUUUGAAUUUCAAAGGCAGUUUGUAGCUUUCAUUGAGGGUCUUCUGAAAAGGCUGGUUUAUGGUUUUUGUUUUUGUUCCCCAGUGAUAUCUAAACUGAGUUAUAAAAUAAUUGCUGACAUACCGGUUUAUUUACAAUGUUGUAUUGAACAAUAAACAGAAUGCAUGCUGAUCCUUCCAUCCUUUAAUCUUUGUGGUUUUGCUAUGCCUUCAGCGUGCUCCUCAGUUGGGUCCUGGCAGAACAGAGGAAGGGGCUAUCUGGUAAGGGCAGGCAGAGAUCUACAGAAGGCGGCAAACUCACUUCCUUCCCAUUAUAGAGAGGAAGUAAAGGAAUAAAAUUAGGCUGGAAAUAGUCAUGGCCUUUGCAGGACCAAAGAGACACAACUUACUGU